AUGAGCAAAUCCUACGGCGCACUUUCCCCUUCAAAUGAAAAUCGACGGAGAUCGCUUUACACCGGCGAGUGCCUUGGGGCACGCUUGGUGCCACCGUGGAAUCAAACCAUUGGUUGCACCGAUCGUCGCGACAUCUUCACGCGGAUAAUGUCCGACAUUCUCCAUCGCCCCGGGAUUCCCACAUCUCGAGGCUGCAUCAGAUUCUGCGUUGGAGCGGCCCCUCUGAAACCCCAUUUCUCCUCCACGAGUGUAACUGGUUUGCAAGUGUACACUCCGCACACCUGCACUCCACGCACAUCUGACACCAUGGCCGCCACCGCUGCAUCCGCCAGCCUCAAGGCUUCCACGUUCGUGCAGCCUAAGCUCAAUGCCGCCUCCCUCAAGGCUGCUCCUGUCUCCCAGGCUUUCGGCCUGAAGACUGCCUCCGCCAAGGUGUCGUGCUCUGCGGAGGAGAAUGUGCGCGGCUUCGUGCAGAAGUGCGCUGAUGCCGGCAAGACCGCUGCUCUUGCCCUCGCCUCCACUGCCCUGGUCGCUUCGUCUGCCCAGGCCGCCAUCCCCAGGCUGACCUUCGACGAGCUCCAGAGCCUGACCUACUCCGAGGUGAAGGGCAGCGGCAUCGCCAACCAGUGCCCCAUCAUCGCCGGCGGCGUUGAUGGCUUCGCCUUCAAGUCCGGCAAGUACCAGGUGACCAAGAUGUGCCUGGAGCCCACCAACUUCACCGUGAAGGCGGAGUCGCAGUUCAAGGGCCAGGGCGAGGACUUCCAGAAGACCAAGCUCAUGACCCGCCUCACCUACACCCUGGAUGAGAUCGAGGGUCCCCUGGAGGUGGACGGAAACAACCUCAAGUUCACGGAGGUUGACGGAAUUGACUACGCCGCCGUCACCGUCCAACUCGCCGGUGGUGAGAGGGUUCCGUUCCUGUUCACCAUCAAGGAGCUUGUUGCCUCUGGCCCCGCCGACAACUUCGGAGGGUCGUUCCUCGUGCCGUCAUACCGUGGCGCUACCUUCCUUGACCCCAAGGGCCGCGGUGGCGCUCAGGGCUAUGACACCGCUGUCGCUCUGCCCGCCGGUGGUUUCGGCGAUGUGGAGAAACUGGAGAAGGAGAACCAGAAGAGCUACAAGUCCCUGAGCGGCAAUAUCAAGUUCAGCGUUGCGAAGUCGAAUGUUGAGACUGGUGAGAUCGGCGGUGUGUUCUCGAGCGUGCAGCCGUCGGACACAGAUAUGGGUGCCAAGGUGCCCAAGGAUGUGAAGAUCGAGGGCAUCUGGUACGCCCAGCUUAACUAA
Closterium sp. Yama58-4 is the source of this 1284-nucleotide messenger RNA. The record is from the annotation of a GenBank genome assembly. Lineage: Eukaryota; Viridiplantae; Streptophyta; Zygnematophyceae; Desmidiales; Closteriaceae.